AUGGCCCACUCCCUGACCUCAUCGGGCCUUUACCAAAACCAAAACUGCAGGAGAAAGGACAGUGAGGUACAACGAGAUGGAAGGAUCUUGGAUUUGAUUGAUGAUGCUUGGCGGGAAGACAAGCUGCCAUACGAGGAUGUUGCGAUCCCACUGAGUGAGCUUCCCGACCCUGAGCAGGACAACGGCGGCACCACAGAGUCUGUGAAAGAGCAGGAGAUGAAGUGGACAGACCUGGCCUUGCAGUGCCUCCAGGAGAACGUCCCACCAGCUGGAAACUGACACUGGCUUUCUUUCCCAUGGAUCGGGUCUUCAAAAAUAUGUAGAUAAAGCGUGUUUCCUCUCUGUCUCCGAAUUCAGAUCUUUGAGUAAUAAAUCAACACUCAACAAAAACAAAAAAG
Messenger RNA from Peromyscus californicus insignis, 398 nucleotides. RefSeq names its product anaphase-promoting complex subunit 13-like. Bases 1 to 279 code for a protein of 92 amino acids. Gene Ontology annotation, biological process: protein K11-linked ubiquitination. Gene Ontology annotation, cellular component: anaphase-promoting complex. NCBI's taxonomy places the organism in Eukaryota, Metazoa, Chordata, Mammalia, Rodentia, Cricetidae. The transcript has 2 exons. The record is from RefSeq and is a predicted model, not a curated record.